Hyla sarda is the source of this 5090-nucleotide messenger RNA. RefSeq names its product NIMA related kinase 1 (gene NEK1). The coding region runs from base 137 to 4129 and encodes 1330 amino acids. The transcript is spliced from 34 exons. NCBI's taxonomy places the organism in Eukaryota, Metazoa, Chordata, Amphibia, Anura, Hylidae. Gene Ontology annotation, molecular function: protein kinase activity; ATP binding. The record is from RefSeq and is a predicted model, not a curated record. Gene Ontology annotation, biological process: protein phosphorylation.
UGUGCGACGCACGCUGUCUUCUCGCUGCCCAGCAACCGUUAACAUCACAGCUCGGGCCGGGGCGAUAGUGUGCGCUGCAUUCCUGGAUCCUACGCACAACUGCGCCUAGCCCGUCAUGCCGUAGAGACAGGGCACUAUGAACAAGUACGUGAGAGUGAGCAAGAUCGGCGAGGGCUCCUUUGGUAAGGCCGUGCUGGUGAAAUCAAAGGAAGAUGGCAAACAGUAUGUCAUCAAGGAGAUCGGCAUCUCUAAGAUGUCAAACAAAGAGAGGGAAGAAUCAAGGCGAGAAGUGGCUGUGCUGGCCAACAUGAAGCAUCCAAAUAUAGUCCAAUACAAAGAGUCAUUUGAAGAAAGCGGCUUCCUUUACAUUGUGAUGGACUAUUGUGAAGGAGGAGAUUUGUUUAAACGAAUAAAUGCCCAGAAAGGAGUUUUAUUCUCAGAAGACCAGAUCCUAGACUGGUUUGUUCAGCUCUGUUUGGCUCUGAAACAUGUUCAUGACCGAAAAAUUCUCCAUAGGGAUAUCAAGUCUCAGAAUAUCUUUUUGACCAAAAAUGGGACCAUCCAGCUGGGUGAUUUUGGAAUAGCGAGAGUAUUGAGCAGCACUGUAGAACUGGCUCGAACAUGUAUAGGAACACCUUAUUACCUCUCUCCUGAAAUAUGUGAGAAUCGGCCCUACAACAAUAAGAGUGACAUUUGGGCACUGGGAUGUGUCCUGUAUGAAAUGUGCACCCUCAAGCAUGCAUUUGAAGCCGGUAACAUGAAAAACCUGGUUUUAAAGAUCAUUCGAGGCUCCUACCCUCCAGUGUCUGUGCAUUAUUCAUAUGACCUCCGCAGCCUGCUUUCUGGGCUUUUUAAAAGGAAUCCCAGGGAUCGUCCAUCUGUCAACUCCAUAUUGGAGAAACCUUUUAUAUUUAAACGCAUUGAACAUUUUUUAUCUCCACAGAUUAUUGCUGAUGAGUUUGGUAUGGGAGCAGUUUUGAAUCCGCCUAAACCUGUAAGCCAUUCCGGAUCUGCCAAAAGACCUGCACAAGUCACCCCAUCAGCCUCUCCUCCUGCUCGGAAGAUCACAAAACCAGCUGCUAAGUAUGGAGUGCCUUUAACUGUUAAAAAGUCUGUAGAUGCUUCUAAGAAGUAUUAUGAGAGAAAGCCACAGAUCAAAUACAGACAGGCCCCAGCAGUACCAGUGAAGAAAAUGAAUCCAGUAGAAGAAAGGAGGAAAAUGUUUGAGGACGGGGCAAAGAAAAAAAGACUAGACCUUAGACAACUUGAAAAAGAGAAGAGACAGAGGGAACAGAUUAACUUAUUGAGAGCUGAACAGAUGAGAAGACUGGAAAAGGAGAGGUUGGAGCGGAUAAACCGCGCAAGAGAGCAAGGUUGGAAGAAUGUGAUUGGCUCAGGAGGAAGCGGAGAUCUAAAGGCACCAUUUUUUGGAGGAGGAGGAGGAGCAGCCCCUCCGCAGGCUGCUGUUCGAGCAUCUUAUGAACAUUACCAUUCUAUACUUAACCAGCUGCAGAAACAGAGAUCAGCAGAUGACAGAGAGGUCAAGCACAAAGCAGAAAUGCAGAACCUUGAAGCAGCACCUAAAGCUGCAGUCCAGUUGGAGCCCUCCAAUGGCCCAGUUGCUCAUUCUGCAUUACCUGAUGGAGAUGCAGUGAGGAAGGAAUUGAAGAGGCUGGAAGAGGUGUCCAGACAAGCAUUUGUAGACAGACAUCGAGGACAUGUAGCUGCUGAAAGAGCAAGGCAAGUGGAGGAAUUCUGGCAGAGGAAGCAGGAAGCCAUGCAAAACAAAGCACGUGCAGAAGGACACAUGGAAUAUUUGGCGAGGCUCAGACAAAUCCGGCUCCAGAAUUUCAAUGAAAGACAGCAAAUCAAAGCUAAAUUGCGUGGUGAAAAGGGAGAAGAAGGUGUGCAGUGUCGAAGAGAAAGUAAUGGUGAAGUUGAGCUAAGAAGAAAGAAAAUUGAAGCUUUAAAGGCCCAAGCAAAUGCUCGAGCGGCUGUAUUAAAAGAAGAACUUGAACGAAAGCGAAGAGAAGCGGAUGAGAGGGAAAAAAGAGCCUGGGAAGAACAUUUGGCUGCCCGAGGCUUCAAGAAUCCUAAUGUGCCUUUUAAUGCUGCAGGACCAACUCCAGGCUCUCCCAGCCAUGCAGUUCAUACAGAUGUGGGAGGUUCCCCAGUCAGAGGACAGGCUAACAUGAAGCCUAGUACACCCGCCAUCUCUAUGACCUCUGCUCUGAAGAAUGUUGGAGCUGUUGAAAUAACAGAAAUCAGGGACACCACAGAAGGCCCCCAAAAAGACACAGUCCAAAAUGAAAAACGUCAAAUACUGAAGAGAUUAAACAAGAACCUUAAAGCUCAGGAAGAGGAAGAUAUGACAGAGAAGACUGAUAAUGGUGAUGCUGAGCAACAGCAAGAAAACCAUGUUACUGACCGUAAGAAGUGGCAAGCAGACGAUCCAGUAAUUCCCCUUUCACAGCUGACCCUUAUAGAGGACACUUUAUGUGCCGAUGAAAAUAAGACUGUCGGUGGUGUAAUAAAGUUGGAUUUGGAGGAAAGACAAAGACGUGAAUGGGGGAAGAGUCCAGUUGAGUCAGUUGUGAGGAUUUUGGGUGAAGCACAACUUCAAUUCCAGACGGAAUUUCUACAAGUCACCAGUGGUCCAGUUCAUACAAAGAAUAUUGAGGAAGACACUGAGCAAGCUCAGCCACACGAGGAAGAGAAAUGUAAAGAUCCUUCUGUGGAUAUGGAUUCUCUAAUCUCACCUGAUGCACUGAAUGUCCCUAUGGUGGACCAGUCCACUGCCUUAGUGAAUGGUACCAACGUAUCUGAAUCUAACAAAGCUCCGGAGGCUCCAACUGCAUUUUCUAAAGGUGAGCUUUAUGUCAGCAAUGAUGAAGAGGGUCCAGCACAUAAUAACCUUAAGGAUCAAGAUUCAAUGAAAGCAUUUCCUAUUGAUGCAGACUUGUUGGAAGGACUGAAUGCACCGAAACCAGAAGAUUGUCUUUCUCCCAAGCAAGGAUCGGUUGAUGCAGUUUCUGAUUCUUGCCCAGCUGAGGACCAGUCAUAUGAAGAGCCUGAGGACAUAGAGACUGAAAUAUUGGAAGAUACCAAAGCAAAUAGAAGCAAUGAGCCUCCUGUUAAAACUGCAAGUGUUUGGAAUGAGCAGACCAAGGAAGAAAGUGAGGAAGAAGGACCUGAUGUACAUGAAGCCUCUCAAAGGGAAGAAAAUGUUAUUGAUAGAGAAUGCUCAGGGAAUGAAGAUGAUGCAGAACAUUCUGCAGGGAAUGCAUCCAAAGCAUUGUUUCAAAUAGUUCCAUUACCCCACAUUGUUACUACGCCAAAUGUGUCUGCACAAUCUUCAUUCGAUGACUCCUUGCCUCCUCGUUCUCGCUCUGUAUCUCCAGCUAAGACCAAAGGCCACGCUGCAUUGUUGAUAGGACUCUCAACUGGUCUGUUUGAUGCAAAUAAUCCAAAGAUGCUGAGGACCUGCUCGCUGCCUGAUCUGUCUAAGUUGUUUAAGACCUUGGUGGACGUGCCUAGCGUGGCCGACUUACAAGGUGAAGAGCACCUAGAAAUAGAGGACAUUGAAGAUGAGCCUGUCCAAGAUGCCGAGCAUUCAGAUUCUGAAGACACUAUGUUUGGUGAGACAGACCGAGAUCUGCAGGAGCUACAGGCAUCAAUGGAGCAGUUACUAAGGGAGGAGUCCAGUGAAGAUUUCUGUGGGGCUGAAGAUUCCAUGAGUGAAGAUAAGAAUAAAAUAGAUGAAGAGGAGAAUAAUGCUGAGGUGGCUGAAGUAGAGGAUGAGGAGAAUCAGCCGAGCAGUGAAAGUGCGAUUAAUGAAGAAUGGCAGUCAGAUGACAGCAGUGAGGAUUUUGAGAAUGAAUACGACGGUGACAGUGUUUUUGGCCAGCUGGAGGAACUGAGGCUGAAAUUAGAGCAAGAGAUAGGGUUCGAAAGGUUCAUUGAGGUUUAUAACAAAAUAAAGGCCAUACAUGAAGACGAAGAUGAGAAUAUUGACACAUGUUCAACAGUUAUGGAAAACAUUCUAGGCUGUGAACAUUUAUAUUUAUAUCCCAGGAUACUCCGCUUAGUCAUGGCUGAUGGAGCGUACCAAGAAGACAAUGAUGAAUAAAUAUCUCAGGAUCCUCAUACACAACAUUUUGCUGCUCGACUAUCUGCAUCACAUUUAGCCAUUCCGCUGCAAAGUUUAUUUUUAACACAGAUGAUAAUUUUCUAUGUGCAUGCAAUAUGAGAAUCCAUGUGUGUUCGUCUAUACUGUCUAAACAUGAGGUAUGCAUUUACGUCUUGAAAGACUGAACGGUUCACGUGAGAGUAGCAGAGCCUUAAUUUAUUCCUUAUUUCCACAUUUUGUUGAUGUGUUCAUGCUGUCCUAUUAAAGGCAGGACAUGGGUAUUCUGGUGUCAUUGAUACAUACACUAGUGUUUUAUUGCCGAGACCAGAAACGUGUUUUGUCUUCAGCCUCAAAAGAAAUCAAAUACAAUGUAUUUCCAUCUGCUUUCAAUGCUCUUAUUGUCUUCCUUUUUUGCUAUUUCCUAAUUAAAAUAUGUUUUCAAUAAUUUGUUCAUUUCUAAUUUAUUUGUCUGUUUGUGUUAAGUCUCCAAGAGUAGAGUAGGGUGUUUUUUUUUCAUUGUUAAAUUAACCAGAUUCUACCAGGGACUAAUGAAUCAUAGAAAGAAUAAUACCCAAUGUCUUGUUUAAAGCCAUUGUACUGUAAUCUAUGUAUGAAAAUAAUGCUUUUGCAGUUCCUGUAACUCCCACUUAUAGGAAUGACUGUCAUUUAUGUUUACCUGUUGUUAUUUGUUUCCAUACAAAAUGCAGCCAUUUGUUACAUAAGCGGCUAGAAUAAAAUAUUUAAAGUGUACCUGUCAGAUCCCGCAAAAAAAAGUUACUCAAUACUGACCAUGUACAUCUAAUUUUUAUACCUCGAUCACCUAUAUUUAUUAUAAAAAUACCUUUUUUUUUUCAUUAGCUCACAGUGUUAGAAAUCCUCUCAGGAGAAGGGGUCGUGUCCCAAGCUUGAUGCUGCUGCAGAACUUUUCGGCUCGGCAGUUGAUGACUUUUCCUGCAUAAAU